ACCUUUGACUGAGGAAAUGAAUAUCAAACGGAGAAAUUACACAUUUUGAUUAUCAUGCAUGAUUCAUUGAAUCCGAUGUUAAUUAUUUGAAAUAGUUAGAUCGAUCACAUAAAGAUCCAUUAUGUCUCCGUGUCCUUACUCUUGCUAAUAUUGACGGCAUCUAUUACUGUACAAAAAGUUGUUGAUCUAACCAGUGAAAACUGCAAUACUGAUGUUCUGUCAACCAGGCAAAAUAAAGACGUUCAGCUCAUACUAGGUAGGAAUGGAACUGGUAACGUUUCUGACAUUGACGGCUGCUAUUAUAUAGUUAAACUGGAAUAUAGUACCUACAUGCGUAACAGAAUAGAAGUGACAGUUUCUUUGGAGAGCAUCCUUGAUUGUGAAUAUAAAGUAGAAAUUUAUCCAGGAGAUCCUAUAAUUAAUAGAAACAUUGAGACUCUAGACUGUGACUCUAAUCCUUCAUGGACAGGUCAUUUUCCAACCAGAGCCAUAUUUCUGCGGUAUGUUCGUUCUGUUGUGAAUACUACAACAUACAUUGAUAACAUCAAUACCAGAUUUGACAAGAUAAUGACUAAUAUCACAUUUGGUACCUGCUGGUCAUGCUACCGAACGCCUACAUUUUAUGGAAUACCAAAAAAGAAGCUAACAGAUUACUGUGGACGUGACGUUUGUGCCGGUGGUAGAGAUACAGAAUAUUUAUAUACGUUUCCAAACUAUAUCACUUAUGAACGGUGUCCACCAUGUCGUUCUAUAUCUUUUGAUGUCAAGGAUUCCGCUCAGAUAUGUUUUAAAACACACCAGUACACGCGGUACAUGUUUGUUUGGGGAACAAAUUUAUGCAAUGCCAAAGUGAAAAUUGACAACAACUCUGUAUUGAUAUUAAAAGACAGUUUGCAGAGAAAAUGGUGUCUUCCUUGGAAUUUAAAAGACAAAAGAGUUGAAUUUACCUUUGGUGACGAUUCCAGUUGGGGUUGUAGAGCUACAGUCAGAUGCAAUGUGGAAAUUCAAGUCAUUCCUGAAAAUAAAAAUACAUAUAUAUGUCCAAUUUCAACACCUAAACCAAAAGAAUGGUCGUCAUGGACUGAUGACUUUGAUGAUACGGAUUGGAACUCGCCAUCUGAUGAUGAUGACAAUGAUAGUGAAAACCAAACAUUGAUUAUUGCCCUUAUAGUUUCCUGUACUUUAAUAAUGAUGUGUGGAUGUUUUUGUAAAUAUAAAUGUAAAAGAUCUAGAAAUAGCGAGGAUAGUGAGCCGAGGCAAGUUAUAAAUAUGCACUACAUGCAGAACAGUAUAUAUCAAAGAAAGGCAGAUCAACCGACAGCGUCUGAAUCAAGCGACGAAGGUCCGGACAUUUCAGAAAACUUCAGAGACGUUCGUCGUUUUCCCGACAUUGAAACAUGGGCCGCAUCAUUUGCAAAUGACAAUUCAGAAACAGUUCAUGACCAGCAAUUACAGGAAACAAUGCAAGAUAACUCUGACUUAGACUCACAUCCACAAGCAUCAUUGUCAGAAAACAUUGAUGAUCACGAAAGAGAUCCUCCUCCUUCAUACGAGGAAGUCUGCAGACAUUACCAGCCUUCUUGAC
Molecule: messenger RNA, 1585 nt
Organism: Mytilus trossulus (common blue mussel)
Lineage: Eukaryota; Metazoa; Mollusca; Bivalvia; Mytilida; Mytilidae
Exons: 8
Coding region: 331-1584 (417 amino acids)
Source: RefSeq, a predicted model, not a curated record